UACUUCGCGGGAGCUGCAGAGGCUGUAGAAUGAGCAACAUGCAGAGAAAUUUUUGCUCCCUGGUGGUGGAACCAUAUCAACCAGACUUUGUCAUCGGCAUAGGAAAAAUAACUCUGGGUGAAACAAGCAGAAACAAUUUGCAAGGAAAUCAGAAACAGCAGGAGAAGGAGACACUUUUACAGGCUGCAUGUGCUCUGUUAAACUCUGGAGGAGGACUGAUUCGGAUGGAAAUGAAAGAAGAGAUACAGCAUCCUGGGGAGAUGGGACUGGACCUAGAAAAGGCCUUGAGAGAGCUUAUUCAAACUUUAGAUUUGCAGACUUUCUUUGAAACUAGGCAACACUUGAAGUAUUUUUACAUUUUUGUUAAAUCAUGGAGCAGUGGCUCUUUACAUGGUUCCCCUAUGGCCCGAAUUUGUAGCCUAAGUCCUUCAUUGUACCGUAGAUCUGGUACCUCUAAAUGGCCCAUGGACUCAAGAGCUGCGUUUGAUUUCCUGAAGGAUAAGAAGGAGAAAGCAAAACAUGGUCUGUUGAAUGAAGGAUCUUCAUCCAAUAAAAUUCCAAGACUUGCACAUCAGACCAUCUCUGAACCAAAUUCUGCUUUCCAUGUUUUCCAAAGAGACUGGCUUGAAUUCAAUGAAACUUUGCCUUUUCCGGAGUCUCAAACAAUAGAGUUUAAACAGUUCUCCACAAGACACAUCCAGGAAUAUGUAAAAAGCAUAAUUCCCGAGUACAUCUCUGCAUUUGCCAACACUGGAGGAGGCUAUCUUUUUAUUGGAGUGGAUGACAGGACCAAGAAAGUCUUGGGAUGCUCAAAAGAUAAGGUUGACCCUGUGUCUUUAAACAUAGUGGUACAAAAAGAAAUGUCCAAGUUACCUAUUUUCCAUUUCUGCUCUUCCAAUGCACCAAUAUCCUACAGUCAUAAAGUCAUAAAUGUGCUUAAAAUGGGAGAGCUGUAUGGUUAUGUCUUUGUGCUCAAAGUAGAGCCAUUCUGCUGUGUAGUAUUCUCAAGUGCUCCCAACUCAUGGAUGGUGGAGGAGAAGAAGGGCAUCUACCCUCUGACAACUGAGGAAUGGGUAAGAAGGAUGAUGGAUGAUGACCCAGAUUUGCCCGAAGCUUUCGAAUCUCAGCUGCAUCUAUCUGAAAGUCCUCCAUGCUGCAGACCUGUGUAUUCCAGGAAAGGUCUGGAACAUAAAUCUGAUCUCCAACAACAUUUCUUUCCAGUGGAACCAGAACAUCUCAGACAUGCUCCUGAGGCACUCUGGAAGGAGCUGUGUAAAGAUCAUGAAGGACUGGAGGAGUUAAUACACCAGCAACUCUCCCCUUCCUCCUGGGGAAUUCUGAUAGUCUCAAGAAGCUGGGCUGUGGACCUGAAUUUGCAAGCGAGGCAGGGAGUCAUCUGUGAUGUGCUGCUCAUUGUACACAACAAUCCCCCCAUCCUCUUCACCGUUCUCAGGGAGCAAGAAACAGGUGGACAGGACUACUGCACGCACACCGCCUUUACACUGAAGCAGAAGCUGGUGAACAUGGGUGGCUAUACUGGGAGGCUGUGUGUCCUGGCCAAGGUCCUCUACCUGAGUCCCCGGAGCAAUGCAGAGCCAGUAGAGGGGUCAGACUCUCUAAUAAAUUAUCCCCUGUCUUAUAACCUAGCAGACCACCAGCAAAUGGAAGCCUUGCUGCAGGCCCUUGUGAUUGUCUUGCUCAGCUUUCAGUGUUUCCUGGGUGACCAACUUGGCAGUAAAGUAUUAAACCUUCUCACAGCCAAACAGUAUGAGAUCUUGUCUAAAAACCUCCACAAGAGCAGGGAAUUGUUCAUCCAUGGCUUGCCUGGCUCGGGGAAGACAGUCAUGGCCAUGAAAAUCAUGGAGAAGAUCCGGAAUGUGUUUCACUGUGAGUCAAAUAAAGUUCUCUACAUUUGUGAAAACCAGCCUUUGAGGGACUCAAUCAGUGAAAGAAAAAUCUGCCAGGCAGUGACCAGGAAAACCUUCAUGAACUAUGAUUUUGAAGAAAUUGAACACAUCAUCAUUGAUGAAGCUCAGAAUUUCCGCUCUGAAAAUGGUCAAUGGUAUCUGAAGGCAAAAAACAUCACUCAGAGAAAAAAGGAUUGUCCAGGAAUUCUCUGGAUCUUUCUGGACUACUUUCAGACUAGUCACUUGACUGAUAGUGGUCUUCCACCCUUCUCUGCCCAGUAUCCACGAGAGGAGCUCAAUAGAGUGGUUCGAAAUGCAGAUCCAAUAGCCCUCUACCUACAAAGAACAAUGCAGAACAUCAGAGAAAAUCCCCCCUACAACAUUCCCUAUGAAUCUCUGCAGAUGCUUCCUGAAGUUGAAUGGGUUCGGGGUGUUUCAGGCAGUUUAAAGAUUGAGUUCUUGGACCUAGAGGCAAUGGUGAGUUAUGUGACAACAAAGUGCAAGGAUUUCUUGAAGAAUGGCUAUUCUCCCAAAGACAUUGUUGUGCUUUUCAACACAACAGAUGAAAUGGAGAAAUAUCAAGAUAAGUUUCUAAAAGAAAUGAGGAAGAGAAACACUUCUCAGACCAAUGAUGCUUUCAUUAAUGCCAGGCACAUGUUUGACAGUAUCCGUAGAUUCUCAGGCCUAGAAAGAAACAUUGUGUUUGGGAUCAGUCCUUGGGCAGCUACGCCAGCUAUUUACCACAGUCUUCUGCUCUGUCUGGCUUCCAGGGCAAAUCAACACCUGUAUAUUCUGAACUUUCUUGAUAGGAAUCCCUUCAUCCAAGACGAAAUAGAGGUAAUAUAGUCCCUCUGUCAUGCAGUUUCAGAAAAAGGAUUAACACAAUUUGAAACAUUUUAUUUCUAUGUAAGUCUUAAGAGAACCAACAUCAGAGGUGUUGCUAUAUUCUGUGAAAGGAAUUUCUCAGAAAUCUGUCAUCAGCUAUAUGAAUUAAUACAUUUUGUCCUUGAUUUACAUGUUGCCAUUGAAGUUCCAUUUCUAGAAACCUAGUAUACAGGUCCAC
Perognathus longimembris pacificus (Pacific pocket mouse) is the source of this 2970-nucleotide messenger RNA. RefSeq names its product schlafen family member 13-like. Gene Ontology annotation, molecular function: tRNA binding. The record is from RefSeq and is a predicted model, not a curated record. The transcript is spliced from 6 exons. NCBI's taxonomy places the organism in Eukaryota, Metazoa, Chordata, Mammalia, Rodentia, Heteromyidae. The coding region runs from base 30 to 2753 and encodes 907 amino acids. Gene Ontology annotation, biological process: defense response to virus.